Molecule: messenger RNA, 13874 nt
Organism: Drosophila nasuta
Lineage: Eukaryota; Metazoa; Arthropoda; Insecta; Diptera; Drosophilidae
Gene: rg
Product: A kinase anchor protein rugose
Biological process (GO): intracellular protein localization
Cellular component (GO): cytosol; membrane
Molecular function (GO): protein kinase binding
Source: RefSeq, a predicted model, not a curated record
AAAUCAACCACAAAAUCGCAAUCAAAAUCAAAAAUCGAAUCAAAAUCGAACAAAAACUUCAUCAAUCGAAUCGGAUCGUAUCAAAUCGAAUCUCUGCCUAUCAAUCAAAAUCCAAAAUUUCAAUUCAAAAACAAUGCAAGCAAAAUCACAAAAUUUCCAUAUGCGAAAUACCCCACACAAGUUAAGGAAAUGUGUGAGCAGCAAUCAAGAAGCAAAAGACAAACAACAAUAAAAAACAAAACUAACAACAACAAUAAAAUCGAAUAAAAACGAACAAAGAAAAGUGCAACGACAACAAAAAUGCGAAAAUAGCGAAAAAGGAAUAUAACUGUAAUAAAAAAAAAGAAACAAAAGGAAAAAUCAAAAAUCAAAAAUAUCAAAUCAGCGAUAACAAGUGUCGUCAGUUAAUCGUCAGUGGUUGCAUCGGUUGCAUCGAUAACCGAUAACCGAUAGGCACACACACACACACACCUACACACAUAGACACAUACACAAACAAAUCAAAAUGGAUUCGCUGGAGCGUCUAAUGCGAGCCGCCCCCUUGCCCCGCAUGCUGACAAGCGGCGUUGUGGCCACAGCCGCCGCUGCCGCUGCCAGCGCCGCUGCCGGCGUCAAGGGCGUCGUUGGCGUUGGCAUCGCCGGCAGCAUGGCGGCAGGUCAGCAACAGCACCAACAGCAGCAGCGUGCCCUCGUCCACGCCUCGCUGGCGGCGGCGACAGUGGGACGCAAGGGACGACAUUUGACCGGCACAUUUUGCCUCACCGGCGACACCAUGGAGGGCAUCAUACAGUGUUUGGUAUUUCUCAAAGCAUUCUCGCUGGUCGGCGGUGAAUUCGAUAUGGAAUUGAAUUUUGUGAUACAGGAUGCGCAGAAUAUUAAACAUAUGCUCGAGCUGCUGGAUCAUUGUCCGCCCAAUUUGCAGGCUGAGAUCUGGAGCGUGUUUAUUGCGAUUCUGCGAAAGAGCGUUCGCAAUCUGCAAGCGUGCACAGACGUUGGACUCAUCGAGCAUGUGCUCGUCCGCCUGCAACGCUCCGAGACCGUUGUGGCAGAUUUGCUCAUCGAGAUGCUGGGCGUAUUGGCGAGCUACAGCAUAACGGUUAAGGAGCUCAAACUGCUCUUUGGCACGAUGAAGGCCAACAAUGGCAAAUGGCCGCGUCAUUCGGCCAAAUUGUUGAAUGUGCUGAGGCAAAUGCCGCAUCGCAAUGGACCGGAUGUGUUCUUCAGUUUCCCUGGACGCAAGGGAUCGGCAAUGGUUCUGCCACCGCUGGCCAAGUGGCCCUAUGAGAAUGGAUUUACCUUCACCACCUGGUUUCGAUUGGAUCCAAUUAAUUCGGUGAACAUUGAGCGCGAGAAACCGUAUCUCUACUGCUUCAAGACAUCGAAGGGCGUCGGUUACACGGCUCACUUUGUGGGCAACUGUCUCGUUCUCACAUCCAUGAAGGUCAAGGGCAAGGGCUUUCAGCAUUGUGUCAAAUAUGAAUUCCAGCCCCGCAAGUGGUAUAUGAUUGCCAUAGUGUAUAUAUACAAUCGUUGGACGAAGAGCGAAAUCAAGUGCCUCGUGAAUGGACAGCUGGCGUCGUCAACCGAAAUGGCCUGGUUUGUUUCCACAAACGAUCCCUUUGACAAGUGCUACAUUGGCGCCACGCCGGAAUUGGACGAGGAGCGCGUCUUCUGUGGCCAAAUGUCGGCAAUUUAUUUGUUCAGCGAGGCGCUGACAACGCAACAGAUCUGCGCCAUGCAUCGCCUGGGGCCGGGCUACAAGUCGCAAUUCCGCUUCGAUAACGAGUGCUAUCUCAAUCUGCCGGACAAUCACAAGCGGGUGAGUCACUUUCAACUAACAACGAGUUUGGGCGGUGCCGGCAGCCUCGACAUCGCUGCCCCAAUCGGUGGCAGUGGCAGCAACAGCAACAACAAUGCUGCCUCUGGCAACACAACGGCAUCGCAGCAGACACAGCAGCAACAGCUGCAGCAGCAGCAACAGUUGCAGCUGCAAUUGCAAUUCCAAACACUUGCCGCCGAGCAAGAGGCACGUGCCAUCGAUUGGUCCGAUGAGCGACUCGAUUUGAGUGCCGCAUUCGUCAAAAUUCGCGCUGUGCUCAUCGCACGCAAUGCGGUGGCAUUGGCUGCCGUCACGGGAGCAACUGCAGCUGCUGCUGCUGCUGCAACCACAGCGGCGGCAACAGCAGCCACAACAGCAGCUGCCAAAGGCGAGGCAACAACAUCAGCAGCGGUAGCAGCAGCAGCUGCCACGCCUACAACGCCCACCGAUCAGCAGGCAGCGAGUGGCAACCACAACAACAACAACAACAGCAACACUUCGACGGAUGAUCCGCUUGGCCAUUUGCCAACUGGAAAUGCUUCUUUUGAGCAACUGCGUCGCAUGUCCAGUGUGACCAGCCUGAGUUCCCUGGGCGCCAGCGCCGCCGACACUGAGGAAAUUAACCAGCUAAAAGCUGUGCUGUACGAUGGCAAACUAUCGAAUGCCAUUGUCUUCAUGUACAAUCCAGUGGCAACCGAUGGUCAACUCUGUUUGCAGUCUUCCCCCAAAGGAAAUGUUUCAUAUUUUGUACACACGCCGCACGCACUGAUGCUGCAGGAUGUCAAGGCUGUGGUCACGCAUUCGAUACACUGCACCCUCAACUCGAUUGGCGGCAUUCAGGUGCUGUUUCCGCUCUUCUCACAGCUGGACAUGGCGCACGAGGGCAUCAGCGACAUCAAACGAGAUCCGACGCUCUGCUCGAAGCUGUUGGGAUUCAUCUGUGAGCUGGUGGAGACAUCGCAGACGGUACAACAGCACAUGAUACAGAAUCGUGGCUUUCUGGUGAUAUCCUUUAUGCUGCAGCGAUCGUCACGCGAGCAUCUGACCCUCGAGGUCCUUGGAUCGUUUCUCAAUCUGACCAAAUAUCUGGUCACGUGCCUCUCGGCCAACAGUGAUUUGCUGCUGAAGCAGCUGCUCGAUCAUGUGCUCUUCAAUCCGGCCUUGUGGAUCUAUACGCCAGCCAAUGUCCAGGCCCGUCUCUAUUCCUAUCUGGCCACCGAGUUUCUCAGCGAUACACAGAUCUAUAGCAAUGUGCGACGAGUCAGCACCGUUCUCCAAACGGUUCACACUCUCAAGUAUUACUAUUGGGUCGUCAAUCCACGCGCCAAGAGCGGCAUCAUUCCCAAGGGUUUGGAUGGACCGCGACCGGCUCAGAAGGAUAUUCUGGCCAUACGCGCCUAUAUUCUGCUCUUCCUCAAGCAGCUGAUCAUGAUCGGCAAUGGAGUCAAGGAGGAUGAAUUGCAAAGCAUACUCAACUAUCUGACCACCAUGCAUGAGGACGAGAACCUGCACGAUGUGCUGCAAAUGCUCAUCUCAUUAAUGUCGGAGCACCCGAGCUCCAUGGUACCUGCAUUCGAUGUGAAGCACGGUGUGCGCAGCAUCUUCAAGCUGCUGGCGGCCGAAAGUCAAUUGAUUCGCCUCCAGGCCCUCAAGCUGCUCGGCUUUUUCCUCUCUCGCAGCACACACAAGCGUAAGUACGAUGUCAUGUCGCCGCACAAUUUGUACACACUGCUGGCGGAGCGACUGCUGUUGUAUGAGGAGUCGCUGUCCCUGCCCACAUACAAUGUGCUCUACGAGAUUAUGACGGAGCACAUAUCACAGCAGAUACUCUACACACGUCAUCCGGAGCCCGAGAGUCAUUAUCGCCUCGAGAAUCCAAUGAUACUGAAAGUGGUCGCCACGCUGAUACGACAAUCGAAGCAGACCGAAUCCCUCAUCGAGGUGAAGAAGCUCUUCCUGCAGGACAUGACGCUGCUGUGCAACAGCAAUCGCGAGAAUCGUCGCACCGUCCUCCAGAUGUCCGUGUGGCAAGAGUGGCUCAUUGCCAUGGCCUACAUCCACCCGAAGAACACCGAGGAGCAAAAGAUUAGCGACAUGGUCUACUCGCUGUUCCGCAUGCUGCUGCAUCAUGCCAUCAAGCAUGAGUACGGCGGCUGGCGAGUCUGGGUCGACACUUUGGCCAUUGUGCACUCGAAGGUCUCCUACGAGGAGUUCAAACUGCAGUUUGCCCAAAUGUACGAACACUACGAGCGUCAGCGUACCGACAACAUCACCGAUCCAGCACUGCGUCAGGCACGUCCCAUUAGCACAAUCAGCGGCUGGGAGCGUGAGGAGCUGCAGCAACAGCAAAACGGACCCGUUCCAGCUGUGCAACAGCAACAGCAGCAACAACAGCCACAACAGCAACAGGUGCCGGCUAUUAAGGGCGCUGUGUCGAUAGCCUCGCUGGAGGAUGUGCCACCCGUCCAGGAGGAGGAGGCCGAGGAACUGGAGCUGGAGAGCAUCGAUGUGGAGCCACAGCAACUGCAACUGCCCAGCGAUGUGACCAGCGAGUCCUGCGAGUCGUGUGCAGCCAAUGGAGAGACAACCACAGAGACAACAGCUGUACCUGCGUCAGCUGCUACUCCCUCGGUCAGUGGAGAGUCGGAGCCGGGUAAUAAGUCGGUGAUUGCAAACAUCUCGGAUGUGUACAACGAGCAAAUCAAAACGGAUGAAGCACUGCAGGCGACACCAGCGAAUGCCAACUGCAAUGGCAGCCUUAGUCCCAGUCCCGAGGACAAGCCAGAGCAGCCGAUUGGAGGUCAGGCAGCGCUCAAGGAGACGCUGCAGCUGGGCGAUGAUCUCGAAGAGUUGGAGCUGGCCACCGCCAAGGAUGCGCUCGAUGUGGAGCAGCAUGUGGCGAGUGUGCUGCAAGCCUCCGAAGCGGCAUUGAAUGACUGUAAAAUGGUCGUGGAUGAUGUGCUGCAAGAGUCAUCGUCGGUGCUCAAGGACGAGGAGAUCGAGCUGGCCGUCAAUGAAGUGGUCCAGGGUGUCCUCAAGAGCGAGAAGAAGACCGCCCAGGACAAUGUAAGUCUGUUGAACAGCAAGAACCUGCUGAACAACAACAACAAUCCCAGCGAGCAAGAACAGUCACAGCAACAGCAGCAACCGGAAACCGAGGUGAAUGCCAAUGAAGUUGGCAGCGAACAGCAGCCAAGUCUGGGCACUACGACAACAACGACGACAACGACGACGACGACGAAGGAAAUGGAUUCCGAGUCGGAGAAGAAACCCGAAGCAGAGACAAAGACGGAGACGAAGACGUCGAACACAGCCGCAGCAGCAACCAAUCAAAAGACUGAAGAUGCCGAGGCCAACAAGCUGAACAACAACGAGAAGCUCACGGCCAGCCAGCCAGAGACAACGCCAGCUCCCGUUGAGCUGGAGCUGAGCUCAUCGCUGAGCACAACCAUUGAGAGCAGCAGCGAUGAAUUGACAGCCUGCCUAACUCCCGAAAGUCCCGAGGAAGGUUCCAUCGAACCGCAGCCCGAGCUCGAUGAGCAGCCCGAGGAUGUGGUUGCCACAGCAGUGCGUGACAUUGUUGAGCAGCUGAUUGACAAGGUCAUCGAUGCUGCCGAGAAGGAAGCCAAACAGGACACUACAAGCGAAAACGAGAAAGAGACCGUAAAGGAAACGGAAACCAACAACAACGAGUUGCCACAGAAAGAAGCCGAAACGCAGCCAGAAAAGACAGAAACAACAGAAAAGACAACAGCAGAAACAAAGACAGAAACAGUUGUUGAGAUAAAGACAGCAACAGCAGCAGCAACAGAGACAGCGACAGCGACAGUUGCAGAUACAACUUCAGAGUCCAAGGACAAGUCGGAGUUAGUUGAGGACUUGAAGCAGUCGCCAAAGUCAGAGCUAGAACCAGAACCAGAACAAGAGAGCGUUGCUGAGGCAGCCAAAGAAAUUAUACAAGAAGUCGUUGAGGCGGCUCUGGACUUGGCUCAAUCGCCUGUUGCAGCCACGGCAGAGUCCUCUCCCAUCCCUGAGCCAGCUGAGCAACCGGCUCAAGUCCCAGCUGAAACUGCGUCCGCUCCGGCUGCAGUUGCAGUCGCCGAGGUGGAGAGCAAGGAGCUUGUGUCGGAAAUAGUGAACGAUGUGCUCGACACGUUGGUCGAUGAAACCAUUCAGGCUGUGGCCGUCGCCUCCGAGCAGACCACACAGACCACGCCCACUCCCGAGGAUCAACCGGAGGUCAUUGAGGUAGCGACAGCAGCAGCUGGAGCAGCUGCUGUGCGGGUUAAGCCCACCGAGGUGGACUCCACAACGCAGACGACACCAAAGAACGAGGCCGAUGCACACAAGGCGCUCGAGGAGCUCCAGGACGUCGACGAGGACGUUCACGAUGUGCAGGGCACAGUCGAUGACGAGGACUACGCCGUGCAGACGCCACAGGCAACAGCUGCAGCUGUGGCCAACGAGGGAGCCACGCAGCUCGAGGGUAAUCACUACGCUGGUGGUGCUCCAGUUGGUGCUGGCGCCGAGGCUGGCAAACAGCAGCGCUCCAAGUCCGGCUCAACGCGACCAAUGUUCAGUCCGGGUCCCACACGUCCGCCGUUCCGCAUACCGGAAUUCAAGUGGUCCUACAUCCAUCAGCGACUGCUCAGCGAUGUGCUCUUCUCCCUGGAGACGGACAUUCAGGUGUGGCGCAGCCACUCCACCAAGAGUGUCCUUGACUUUGUCAACUCCAGCGAGAAUGCCAUCUUUGUGGUGAACACUGUGCAUCUGAUAUCACAGCUGGCCGACAAUCUAAUCAUUGCUUGCGGUGGUCUAUUACCGCUGCUUGCCAGCGCCACAUCCCCCCAACGUAAGUUUCCCCACCACACUCCCGCUCCCUUCCCUUCGCUUAUUAACUGUCUCUUUUCCUUUUCAACACUGCAGUCGGAACUCGAUGUGCUGGAGCCCACACAGGGCAUGCCCCUUGAGGUGGCCGUCUCGUUUCUCCAGCGACUCGUCAACAUGGCCGAUGUGCUCAUCUUUGCCACCUCGCUGAACUUUGGCGAACUUGAGGCCGAGAAGAACAUGUCCAGCGGCGGCAUCCUGCGCCAAUGCCUGCGUCUCGUCUGCACCUGCGCCGUGCGCAACUGUCUCGAGUGCAAGGAGCGCACUCGCUACAAUGUUGGCGCCCUGGCUCGCGACGUUCCUGGCGCCGCACACCUCCAGGCGCUUAUUCGUGGCGCCCAGGCAUCCCCAAAGAACAUUGUGGAGUCUAUUACCGGUCAAUUAUCUCCCGUCAAGGAUCCUGAGAAGUUGCUGCAGGACAUGGACGUCAAUCGAUUGCGCGCCGUCAUCUAUCGCGAUGUGGAGGAAACAAAACAGGCGCAGUUCCUAUCGCUGGCCAUCGUCUACUUCAUAUCGGUGCUGAUGGUAUCGAAAUAUCGCGACAUAUUGGAGCCACCAGCAGAGCCGCAAAUACAGCGUCAAUCACCAGUGCUGCAGCGCAGUUCCGCAAGCGAUGCUGCCAGUGCGCGUCCCUUGUUCCCACAAUGGUCGCAUCACGUCUAUCCGCAAUUUCUGCCCGAAUCGCAUCAGAAUCACGUUGCCGCCGCCUCCAUGCAACAGCAGCAGCAACAGCAGCAACAACAACAGCAGCAACACUACUAUCAGCAGCAACAGCAACAGCAACAACAUCAGCAGCAGCAGCAGCAACAGCAACACAAUCACAGUCAUCAUCAUAUGGCUGCUGCCUACUAUCAGCAUCAGCAUCAGCAACAUGUCAACGCACAGCAGCAGCAACAGCAGCAGCAGCAGCAGCAACAACAGCUGGGUGGCAACAUUUCACCACCGCCACCAAUGGGCACACACUCGACAAGUUCGUCGGCCAGCUCGACAGCCACAUCGCAGCCAGCUUCGAGCUCAUCGCUGUCGUCGCUCGCCUCGCAGAGUCAGCAACAGUUGCCGUCAACAGCAACACUACAGCGUCAGCAACAGCUGCACAAGCAUCAACAGCAACAGCAACAGCAACACUAUCAUCCACAUCAGCCGCACUAUGCGCUAAUCAACGGCCAUCAGCAACAGCAGCAGCAACAGUUGCACAAUGGCGGCAAGCACAGUCACUAUGAGAAUGGCAGCAACACUGCUGCUGGCUAUCAUCAUCAGCAUCCACAUGCGGGCUACAUGCGCAGCAUGGCACUCAACGGUGAACAGCAGCAGCAGCAGCAGCAGCCACAGAAUGGUCUUGGCCAGGAACAGCAGCAACAUCAUCAUGCUGCUGCUGCUGCUGCUGCUGCUGGUGUUGGUGGCCUGCUUAAUGGUCAUGCCAGCAGCAAUGGCAGCAACAACAAUGGCAACAUCAUUAGCAGCAGCAACAACAGCAAUGUCAAUGGCAGCAACAACAACAUGCGCAACUUACGCAAUGGACACGCGGCAGCAGCCACAGCGAACGCAACGGCGGCAACACAAGCAGCGGCUGCUGCGGCUGCUGCUGCUGCUGCCGCUGGCGGAGCUGGAGGCGGUGGCGGAGGCGGAGGCGGAAGUGGAGGCGGAGGUUGCCUGGCCAUGAAUAUGGGCAUGGCCAUGGGCGUGGGAUUGCACGAUGGAGGCGCUGCUGUCGCCGCGUAUAAAACGAAUGCCAUCAAUAACAAUUAUCGCUACAAUGGACGCAAUGCUGGCCCCGGAACAGGCGGCCGUCAAAUCCAGGAUAGUGAUUAUGAGAUUAUCGUUGUCGAUGAGAACAAUCCCUCCGUGUUGGCGGACAACGAUUCCCACUCAAGUGGUCCACCCUCUAUUAAGGCUCAUAACAACAACAACAACAACAACACUAAGACUACAACAGUAACAACAACAACAACAACUACAACUGCAACUGCGACAACAACUGUAAAAUCAACAACAACAACAACAAGCAAAGAUACUAUCAAAAUUCAACAACAACCAUUGUCACCACCAAAGCCAAUGGUCCCACUCAAGUUGCCAAAGAGCGUCGACUCGGAUGUGGGCUCCUUGAACAUGAACUCAACGGAGAACGAAGUGGUCGAGGUGGAGUCAUCCAGCGACAUUCUCGCCGACGAGCACAAACCGAGCAACUCCAACGACGAGAGCUGGACGGAUGUGAACCUGAACGAAGAUGCCGCUGUGCAAGCGGCCGCAAGUGCCGGACUCGUGGUGGGACUUGUCGAUGGCAGCAAUGCAUCCAACAAACACGAUGUCCAUCAGCAACAUGGCCAGCAACAGCAGCAGCAACAGCAACAGCAGCAGCAACAACAUCAGCAGCAAGGUCCGGGUAUGGGAAUGAUGGGAGGAUCGGAGCGGGGCGAUAAACCCGACUCGGAGAUCUCGGUGGUCCGUGUGCCCGAUGGCUAUGGCGCCGCCGUGUCAGCUGGCAAUGUGAGCGGCGGUGGCGGUAGCGGUGGUAAUAUGCCUGGCAACAAUGCAGCAGGCAAUGGCAGCGGUGCCGUUGGUGUUGGUGUUGGUGGCGGACAACAGCAGCGCAGUCGACCCGACGAGCUGCCAAUGAAGCCGCCAGCUCUCGUUGCCCAGCUGCCGCUGACGACGCCGUCGCGUGAGGCGAGUCUCACCCAAAAGCUGGAGAUUGCCCUCGGUCCCGUCUGUCCGCUGUUGCGUGAAAUCAUGGUCGACUUUGCGCCGUUCCUCUCGAAGACCCUCGUCGGAUCGCAUGGCCAGGAGCUGCUGAUGGAGGGCAAGGGUCUGACGACGUUCAAGAACUCGCAUUCGGUGGUCGAGCUGGUGAUGUUGCUGUGCUCCCAGGAGUGGCAGAACAGUCUGCAGAAGCACGCGGGUCUCGCCUUCAUCGAGCUGAUCAACGAGGGACGUCUGCUCUCGCAUGCGAUGAAGGAUCACAUUGUGCGCGUGGCCAACGAGGCGGAAUUCAUACUGAAUCGCAUGCGGGCCGAUGAUGUGCUCAAGCACGCUGACUUUGAGUCACAGUGCGCCCAAACGUUGCUCGAGCGACGCGAGGAGGAGCGCAUGUGCGAUCACCUGAUCACUGCGGCUAGGCGUAGGGAUAAUGUGAUUGCCAGCCGGUUGCUGGAGAAGGUCAGGAAUAUAAUGUGCAAUCGCCAUGGGGCUUGGGGCGAGGCCAAUGGCAGUACUGGAAAUAGUAAUGGCUCGGUAAUGGGUUCGCAGUUGACCCUACACAAGAGCACCUACUGGAAGCUGGAUGCGUGGGAGGACGAUGCUCGUCGACGCAAGCGCAUGGUGCAGAAUCCCCGCGGAUCUUCGCAUCCCCAGGCCACGUUGAAGGCGGCGCUGGAGAACGGCGGACCCGAGGACGCCAUCCUGCAGACUCGUGAUGAGUUCCACACUCAGAUCGCUGUGUCGCGCGCUCAUCCCUCGUCGCAGCACAACAGCGAGCUGCUCGACGAUGCCGAGCUCCUCAUCGAGGAUCGGGAAUUGGAUCUGGAUCUGACGGGACCCGUCAACAUCAGCACCAAGGCGCGUCUGAUAGCGCCUGGACUUGUGGCGCCGGGCACUGUGUCGAUAACGAGCACCGAGAUGUUCUUUGAGGUCGAUGAGGAUCAUCCGGAGUUCCAUAAGAUCGAUGCCGAGGUGCUGAAGUAUUGCGAUCAUCUGCAUGGCAAAUGGUAUUUCUCUGAGGUGCGUGCGAUCUUCUCGCGUCGCUAUCUGCUGCAGAACGUGGCCCUCGAGAUCUUCUUGGCCAGCCGCACCUCGAUACUGUUCGCCUUCCCCGAUCAGCAUACGGUGAAGAAGGUGAUCAAGGCACUGCCUCGCGUCGGCGUCGGCAUCAAGUACGGCAUACCGCAGACGCGUCGCGCCUCGAUGAUGUCCCCUCGGCAGCUGAUGCGCAACUCGAACAUGACCCAGAAGUGGCAGCGUCGCGAAAUCUCCAAUUUCGAGUACUUGAUGUUCCUCAACACGAUCGCCGGUCGCACUUACAACGAUCUGAAUCAGUAUCCCAUCUUCCCCUGGGUGCUGACCAACUACGACUCGAAGGACCUGGACCUCAGUCUGCCGUCGAACUAUCGCGAUCUCUCGAAACCGAUUGGCGCUCUGAAUCCGUCGAGGCGCGCUUACUUCGAGGAACGCUACGAGAGCUGGGACAGCGAUACCAUACCACCAUUCCACUAUGGCACACACUAUUCGACGGCGGCCUUCACCCUCAACUGGUUGGUGCGCGUCGAACCGUUUACGACCAUGUUCCUGGCCCUGCAGGGUGGCAAAUUCGAUUAUCCGGAUCGGCUGUUCUCCUCCGUCUCGCUGAGCUGGAAGAAUUGCCAACGCGACACAUCCGAUGUGAAGGAACUGAUACCCGAAUGGUAUUUCCUGCCCGAGAUGUUCUACAACGCGUCCGGCUAUCGGUUGGGACAUCGCGAGGAUGGCGCUCUCGUUGAUGACAUUGAGCUGCCGCCGUGGGCGAAAAGUCCGGAGGAAUUUGUGCGCAUCAAUCGCAUGGCACUCGAAUCGGAGUUUGUCAGCUGCCAGCUGCAUCAGUGGAUCGAUCUGAUAUUCGGUUACAAGCAGCGCGGUCCCGAAGCCAUUAGGGCCACCAACGUGUUCUAUUACCUCACCUACGAGGGCAGCGUCGAUCUCGACGGUGUCCUGGAUCCGGUGAUGCGUGAAGCGGUCGAGAAUCAAAUCCGUAACUUUGGCCAAACACCCAGCCAACUGUUGAUGGAGCCGCAUCCGCCGCGCAGCUCGGCGAUGCAUCUGUCCCCGAUGAUGUUCAGCGCAAUGCCCGAGGAUCUGUGCCAGAUGCUCAAGUUCUAUCAGAACUCGCCGGUCAUUCACAUCUCGGCGAACACGUAUCCGCAGCUGUCGCUGCCCUCAGUGGUCACGGUGACGGCGGGACAUCAGUUUGCCGUGAAUCGAUGGAACUGCAAUUAUACCGCAUCCGUCCAGAGCCCGAGCUACGCGGAGUCGCCACAAACGCCGGGCUCCAAUCAACCGCUGACAAUCGAUCCAGUGUUGGCUGUGCAUGGCACCAACAACAAUAGCAAUGCGGUCAGUCGCCGUCAUUUGGGCGAUAACUUUAGCCAGAUGCUGAAAAUACGCUCCAAUUGCUUUGUGACCACCGUCGACAGCCGUUUUCUGAUUGCCUGCGGCUUCUGGGACAACAGUUUCCGUGUGUUUGCCACCGAAACGGCGAAAAUCGUGCAAAUUGUAUUCGGACACUUUGGCGUCGUCACGUGCAUGGCACGCUCCGAGUGCAACAUCACCUCAGACUGUUAUAUUGCCUCCGGUUCGGCUGAUUGCACUGUGCUCCUCUGGCAUUGGAAUGCACGCACCCAAAGCAUUGUCGGCGAGGGCGAUGUGCCGACGCCGCGGGCCACGUUGACGGGUCACGAGCAGGCUGUCACCUCGGUGGUCAUCAGUGCCGAGCUGGGACUCGUUGUCUCUGGCUCAACGAAUGGCCCCGUUUUGAUACACACAACAUUCGGCGACUUGCUGCGCUCGCUGGAUCCGCCUGUUGAUUUCCACUCGCCAGAGUUGAUAACAAUGUCUCGUGAGGGCUUCAUAGUCAUCAACUAUGACAAGGGCAAUGUGGCUGCCUACACGGUCAAUGGCAAGAAGCUGCGCCACGAAACGCACAACGACAAUCUGCAGUGCAUGCUGCUGUCGCGCGAUGGCGAGUAUCUGAUGACAGCUGGCGAUCGCGGCAUUGUCGAAGUGUGGCGCACUUUCAAUCUGGCACCGCUCUACGCCUUCCCCGCCUGCAAUGCGGGCAUACGCUCGCUCUCGCUCACACACGAUCAGAAAUAUUUGCUGGCUGGCUUGUCAACUGGUUCGAUAAUUGUGUUCCACAUUGACUUCAAUCGCUGGCAUCACGAGUAUCAGCAGCGUUACUAGAGAACUCGUCGCUCGCUACUCGCCACUCGCUACUCGCUCGUUCCAUGUCAGUGCAGCAAAAUCAAAAAAAAUGUGUGAGAAACAGAAAGAGAGAAAGAGAGUGCAGGCAAGUAAACGAGCAGAAACAAUGUACUUAACUAAAACCGAUGAAAAGUGAAACAGCAGAAAGAAGAAGAAGAAGAAGAAGAAAUCGCGAGAUAAUGAGAACGAGAACGAAUGAACGUUCGUUGUUCAAUGUUUGUUUGUUUCUUUAUAUGUUUUAAACUUGUUUUUUUUUCCUCUUAUCGAUAGACAUUUACAAAUACUAGGCUAAUAAGCGAAAGAAAGAAAACAAAAACCUAACAAAAUAUAUAUAUAUUUUUUUUGUCUAGCAUUACUUAUGAUAAUAGCAUAUUAAUUAGUACUUGUAUGUUUGGUGUGAGCCAGUCAAAAGAAAAACACUUUUUUUUUUACUAGUUAUACGACGUGUAGUAUAUGUAUUAAGUUACGGACGAAAUGAGAAAAAAUUAAAGAGAAAAGUUCAUGGAAAUUGAUGUCGAAAGAGAAAAUGAGAAAAUGAGAAAAUAACACACACACACAGAAGCAAUUCCCGCGGCUUAAGUUGAGUAGUUUUAAUGCAACAAAAUAAAUAUUGAAUGAGAAGCGACGAGUUAGUGUUUAUAAAACGCAAUAAGCGCAAUAAACUUAAACUGAACAACAAAAAAUAAUACAAAAAUAAUAACAAUUAUGAUAAUAAAAUAAUGCGAGUAUUGCUUACAAAAUUAUGAUGAUACAGAAAAGGUAUUUCUUAUAAUAACAGAAACAGAAACGUAGCAAAAGUUCUCAUCACAAAUUAUAGAUAAACAACCACAAAACGAAACGAAACGAAACGAAACGAAUUGAAGUGAAGAAAAGAGAAACAAAAUGAAACUAAGCGGCCAAAUGAAAGAGAAAGAGAAAGAGAGAAGAAUAAGAAGAAGAAGAAGCCAAUUUUUAACUAUGCUUGCGACAGAUCACAAAAAAAUGGAUGGAGAAGAAAGCUUAGCAAAUAAACAAGUAAAAGACACAGACACCCAAAAGAAGAAGAAGAAGAAGAGACAAUGCCAACGCAAUAAAUGUUAAAUCGAAAAAAAAGAACAGAGAGAAAAGAGAAGAGAAGAGAAGCGAACUCGACUCGAGGUGAAAAGUUAGCGACUAGCGCAGAAUACGCGAUAUUUUAAUAUAAAACAAAUAACAAAAAAACAGAAAAACAGAAAAAAAACAA